Molecule: messenger RNA, 2458 nt
Organism: Pan troglodytes (chimpanzee)
Lineage: Eukaryota; Metazoa; Chordata; Mammalia; Primates; Hominidae
Gene: PIP4P2
Product: phosphatidylinositol-4,5-bisphosphate 4-phosphatase 2
Exons: 8
Coding region: 219-992 (257 amino acids)
Biological process (GO): phosphatidylinositol dephosphorylation
Cellular component (GO): plasma membrane; late endosome membrane; phagocytic vesicle membrane
Molecular function (GO): phosphatidylinositol-4,5-bisphosphate 4-phosphatase activity
Source: RefSeq, a predicted model, not a curated record
CCCAGCCAUGCCUCCCAGCGCGCUUCCCUUCCCCCGCCUCCCGGUCCUGCACCCUCCCCUCCCCUGCCCCUGCUUCCUGCCUUGUGACACAUCCCGGGCCCUCCCGGAGGCGGCAGCAGCAGCGGCUGCAGCGGCAGCAGCGGCAGCAGCAGUAGCCACCACUCCGCCGAGGCCGCAACCCCGGCUCGGCCUCCCCAGGCCCCGCCGCUGCCGCAGUCAUGGCUGCUGAUGGGGUGGACGAACGCUCGCCUCUGCUGUCAGCAUCCCACUCCGGAAAUGUCACUCCCACCGCCCCACCGUACUUGCAAGAAAGCAGCCCCAGAGCGGAGCUCCCACCUCCAUAUACAGCCAUUGCCAGUCCAGACGCCAGUGGUAUUCCAGUAAUAAACUGCCGUGUGUGCCAAUCACUAAUCAAUUUGGAUGGCAAGCUUCACCAGCAUGUGGUUAAGUGCACAGUUUGCAAUGAAGCUACGCCAAUCAAAAACCCCCCAACAGGGAAGAAAUAUGUUAGAUGCCCUUGUAAUUGUCUUCUCAUUUGUAAGGACACAUCUCGGCGAAUAGGAUGCCCAAGACCCAACUGUAGACGGAUAAUUAACCUUGGCCCAGUAAUGCUUAUUUCUGAAGAACAACCAGCUCAGCCUGCAUUGCCAAUCCAACCAGAAGGUACAAGGGUCGUGUGUGGGCACUGUGGAAACACAUUCCUGUGGAUGGAACUGAGGUUCAACACUCUGGCAAAAUGCCCACACUGCAAAAAAAUCUCCUCAGUGGGUAGUGCACUUCCACGAAGACGCUGCUGUGCAUACAUUACCAUUGGAAUGAUAUGUAUUUUCAUUGGAGUUGGGUUAACUGUUGGCACCCCAGAUUUUGCAAGGCGAUUUCGAGCAACCUAUGUUUCUUGGGCAAUUGCUUAUCUCCUAGGAUUGAUCUGCCUUAUCCGAGCUUGUUAUUGGGGAGCCAUAAGAGUCAGUUAUCCAGAACACAGUUUUGCAUAAGCUUGUUUAUGAUUCAGUAAUGCAGAGGAAAUUGAACUGCUGCUCCCACAGAUCUGAAAAAGUAGAUGCUGAGUAGGACAGGAAUCUGCAUUCAAAACAAUCACUCCCUCAUGAUUCUAUUGGAGAUUUUUCCUGGAUCACACCUGGAGAAGAAGAAACACUACUACACCAUGUAGAAAAUAGUAUUACAUGUUUAUAUCCACUUUGGCAUUUAUAUUUUCACAUACAGAAAAAUGCUGUGAUUUAUUUUAUUUUAUUUUUUUCCCAUAAGUUAUUGGGGUACAGGUGGUAUUUGGUUACAUGAGUAAGUUCUUUAGUGGUGAUUUAUGAGAUAUUGGUGCACCUUUUGUUUAGCUUUUGUUUAGUUUUGAUAUGGCUAUACCUGCACUCAUAUGCUAUGAUAAACCUCUACAGCCAUUUCCCUGUUUAUGAUCUGCAUAAAUUGCUAUAAAAUCUAAGUUUUCAUUUAUUCAAUGUAUGUUUCUGGUAUGCUCAUACAUAUAUAUGUAAUAAGUAAUGAAGACAAAAGCCCUAGUGUUUAUGUAGCCACCUUACGUAUGUUAACAUUUAGUCUGUCACAGUUAUUAUUCUACCAUUGAAGAGGCUAAGACAGAUUCAAUAAUUAAAGGUCACUUAGCUUAUAUGUGAGGAAGCCAGCUGGAAUCAGUCUGUCUGCUUCUGAAAUGUGUCUGCUUUCCACUACAUAAGGUUUUAUUGUUUCACUUUGUAGUGAAAAACUUUUGAUUUUUGUGCCCCCUGCUGUUCAUUGUCUGUAGGUCAUCUGAAGAAAGAGAAUUAUUAGAAAAUAUUUGCCCAAAAUAGUCAUUUCAAAAGCAUAGAAUAAUUUAAAAUUUUUAAUGAAUUUGAUAUUAUAUCCAACUACAUUAAUUUUAGAGCAUUUUGAUUUAUGUAGCAAAAUAUUAUUACGUGUAUUUUCUUUUUUAUAAUUAGCAUAAAAUUAUAGGAAGGCUAAGUAAAAAUAUUUUUUUCUUUCUUUCUUUUUUUUUUUUUUUGAAAAAAGGUCUCACUCUGUCAGCCAGGCUGGAGUGCAGAAGCAGAAUCUCAGGGCUGACUGCAGACUCAACCUCUCGAUCACUACAGUCUCGGUCUCUGGGACUCAAGAAGUCCUUCCACUUUGACCCCCUGAAUAACCGGGACUACAGGUGCACCACCAUGCCCGGAUAGUUUUUUUUUUUUUUUCUCUGUAGACAAGUGGCUUCGCCAUGUUGCCCAGGCUGGAAUGGAACUCCUGAGCUUAAGCGAUCCGCCUGCCUCGGCCUCCCAAAGUGCUGCUGGGAUUAAAGGCAUAUGCACCCAGUCAGAAGUGUUUUCUAUUAAAUAUGAGGAAAUUGACAUGCGAUGAGUUUUAAAUAACAUAAUUGUAUUUUCUUUUUCUUGUAAUGGCAAUAUUUAUGAAAAUGAUUUGUUAGCACAAAAUGCUAAUAAAAAUUUGUACAGGCUUUUAA